Molecule: messenger RNA, 2019 nt
Organism: Pleuronectes platessa (European plaice)
Lineage: Eukaryota; Metazoa; Chordata; Actinopteri; Pleuronectiformes; Pleuronectidae
Gene: taf1a
Product: TATA box binding protein (TBP)-associated factor, RNA polymerase I, A
Exons: 11
Coding region: 305-1582 (425 amino acids)
Biological process (GO): transcription by RNA polymerase I
Cellular component (GO): RNA polymerase I transcription regulator complex
Source: RefSeq, a predicted model, not a curated record
ACCGGAAGUACGGCAGCCUAUUUCCGGAAGUAACAAGUGAGCGCUGUACACACUCGUGGUUCUUGAUAUACAAUAGUAACUUAAAUCGCUAUUUACCGGGAAAAGUAUCAGAAUAACUUCUGCAAGUUUGUUUACGAGUUAAACUUAGCGUCGCCACACUUUGUCAACAAAAACACAGCAGCACAGAAGGAGGUCUGUCCCACCUCACCACUGCAGCUGUCUUCAUGUGAUUAGUUAGUUUUCUUGGUGGAAAUCAUACACAGCCCAUUUGACCGAGCGAUAGAAGGCAGCUGUCUGACUGCUGAUGAUGGACGACGUGGAGGGAGAGCUGAGACGUCCUGAAGGAGACUUGGAUGAUGACCACAACCUUUCAGACAAUACCUCUUCCAGAAGAAAUAGAAAAUCCAUGUUCUCACCGGGUAUUCCCAUGUGUGUAGAAACAUUGAAGGAAACUGGGUUCCACCAGAGCACCAGGCGCUGUCUUGAGCGCAUCAGAGAGGCAAUGCUGCAUCAUAGAUGGCAGGAGGCAGCAGAAUUUAUGGCGUGUUAUCCCCAAACAUUAGAAAACACUACUCGCAGCUCCACAAAGCAAUAUAAAGAGGUUAUUUGGAGACUCAGCACUGAGAUCCUUCACCAUCACCACAACUCAAAGAUGGAGGAUUACAACAACAUCUAUGAACGAAUAAAACACUCAGGAGUAAAACAUUACCUGAUGAUCAGUCUGGAACAUUCCUUCCACAUGCUGCUCAACGGCCACAUUGAAGAUGCAAAGCGUCACCUGUUGGCUGCUGAAAGCUGGAGGUAUGGGAGAGAGUCAACGGACCAGUACCAGAAGGUGAAGCUGAUCCAGGCCUACAGGAGCCUGCUAGAUUACAUCAUCUGGUGUGACAAGAAGUUCACACUCUCUGGCGGCAACUUUAAUGACCCUGUGGGCAACCAGGAGAUGGAGAACUAUUUCAGACAGGCUUCUGUGAAUCUGAAGGAUAUUUUGAAAAAUCCUGGAGUCUGGGAUCAGUUCAUACUGAGUUAUGUUGAGAUGCUGGAGUUCUAUGAGGAUCACGAUGAGGCUCUGAAUGUCCUGAACGACUACGCAUAUGACAACAACUUUCCUCCUAAUCCCAAUGCACACGUCUUUCUGUACCAGUACCUAAAGCGACACAAUGCUCCGGGGACCAAACUGAUGAAAGCGUUGAAGAUCCUCUGUGUAUCAGUCCCCAGCCAUGAGUUGAUGUUGGAGUAUGGCUCUCUCCUGCUUCAGUCAGAGAAAGCCAGUCAUUUGCCCAAAGCUUUAGGAGUCGUUCUGGAAAUGCUGGAUUUCGCCUGCUGGAGGAGCAACCUGGACGUGUGGAAGCAUUUAAAAGCCGUCAUUCAGAAAUUACAGUUACGAGAAGACUGGAGGAAGGUGGUCCUUGAAAAAAUGGCGGGAAGAAAAGACUGGUGGCCGGUUCUUCACUUCACGAGCUUCCACGCCAGAAAAGACUCGGAGGAGAACCCAGAGCUGAUGGAGGUGAAGGCAUCACUCAGAGAAGUCCUCUGCCCGGAUAUAACUCUGAAGUACUGUGCUGCAGGGUCGAGCAGCUGAGAGUGGACCUGAAAGAGGAGCACAGAGAAAAUAUUGAAUUGUGUCGAUUCAGGGACGAGGCUGAGAUCCUUUCAGGAAUCAUCAGAAAACACGGACAAACGUUUCCAUGACGAAGAGGAGUUUUCAAAAAUGUGAAAAUAAUUUUUGAACAAGAUUUAUUUUUGUAAAAACAACAAAAAACAUUGUUCCCUCAUUUGCCAUGUUGCACCACGAGCUCUAUCAUGAAAGCGCAUGCUACACAGUCCAGCAUGUGGCGCUGUUGCUCUGUAUAUGUUUGCACUGAGUGUCUGGAGGGUAUGACCACCUGAUCUUGACAGAAACUGAGUGCUGCGCUGAAUCAGUGUUCCACGCUCGCUCUCAUGGUUUCUGUAAACAUCUUAAUGAGAGCUGAGUCUCGCUUGGGCCUCCACCGACCUUUGACCAGCGUGUAGGGGGGG